AGUGAGAGAGUGGGAGAGUACUCCCAGUGCAGUCUGAUCAGUGUUUCGGUCUGUGUUCCGUCUUGCCGGAUUACAGCUCCCAGUGCAAUCUGGAAACUUUCACGGAACAGCCAAGGAGGAUUUCUACUGGAGGGUUUUUACUUUUUAGACAGCAGUUGACUUUCACAUUUGAGUGCUAGGAGGGGGACUGUUGCAGAUGAGAAUGGAGAUAAACGGUCGUGCCUUGCCUCCGUCAAUACCUGAGGAUGGAGAAGCCCCAGACCUUGUGACUCAUGGUGAAAUGAAUGGUUAUCACCAGAGGCUUCGGGAUGGGGAUGGAGGAGAGGCAGAGGUCCCGGUGUCCAAGUCCCAGAGACGAAAGAGCGAUGUCAAAGUCUAUAAAGAGUUUUGUGAUUUUUAUGCUCGCUUCAACAUGGCCAAUGCUCUGGCCAACGCCAUGUGUGAGCGCUGCAAGAGCGGCUUCGCCCCUGCAGAGAAGAUAGUGAACAGUAACGGGGAACUUUACCAUGAGCAGUGCUUUGUGUGCGCCCAGUGUUUCCAGCAGUUCCCUGAGGGACUCUUCUAUGAGUUUGAAGGCAGGAAAUACUGUGAACAUGACUUCCAGAUGCUGUUCGCCCCUUGCUGUCACCAGUGUGGUGAGUUCAUCAUUGGCCGUGUGAUCAAGGCAAUGAACAACAGCUGGCAUCCAGACUGCUUCUGCUGUGAUAUCUGCCAGGCCGUGCUCGCUGAUGUUGGAUUCGUUAAGAAUGCCGGAAGGCACCUGUGUCGUCCGUGUCACAACCGAGAGAAGGCUCGUGGCCUCGGCAAGUACAUCUGUCAGAAGUGUCAUGCCAUUAUAGAGGAGCAGCCUCUCCUUUUCAAGAAUGACCCCUACCACCCGGAUCAUUUCAACUGCAACAACUGCGGUAAGGAGCUGACAGCUGAUGCCAGGGAGCUGAAGGGAGAGCUCUACUGCCUGCCCUGCCACGACAAGAUGGGUGUCCCCAUUUGUGGCGCCUGCAGGAGGCCCAUCGAGGGUCGUGUGGUUAAUGCCAUGGGCAAGCAAUGGCAUGUGGAGCAUUUUGUGUGUGCUAAGUGUGAGAAACCAUUCCUGGGACACCGUCACUACGAACGCAAGGGUCUGGCCUACUGUGAAACACACUAUAACCAGCUAUUUGGAGAUGUUUGCUACCACUGCAAUCGUGUCAUCGAAGGAGAUGUGGUGUCUGCCCUAAACAAGGCUUGGUGUGUCAACUGUUUCGCGUGCUCCACCUGCAACACCAAACUCACCCUCAAGAACAAGUUUGUGGAGUUUGACAUGAAGCCAGUGUGUAAGAAAUGCUAUGAGAAAUUCCCUCUGGAGCUGAAGAAGAGACUGAAGAAGCUGUCCGAAACUGUUGCUCGGAAGUAACCACACAGUUGCGACAGUGGAAAGGUGGCGAUGCAAAGUCACACAUCCUAUAUUUACAAUCCACUAUGCAGGCUCUUUAUAUGUUUUCAAUUGAUAGCAUUAAGUUAUGUUUUCGUCAAACACUCCACUUUUUUGUCCUUUCACUCACAGAUAAUUGCUUCACGUGACAACAGAUUGUUGGUCAGUCAGUGGAUUUGACAUUAACCUAUUCAGUGCCUUUUUACUCAAUUACUGCACAGUAUAUUUUUCACAUGCUUGCCUUGUUUCAUUACACAAACUAAACCAAAACACAAAUGUUGAUAGUGCCAUAUUUCAGAGUGACAUAUUAGCGUAAAGACAACAUUGAAACGUGGGAAAAAUAAAUAUUGUUACACAAAGCUAUUCAUUUGCUUACCAACUUGCGUCAUGAUGCAAAGUCAUGUGUCCUGUGUUUGAAUGAUGUUAACCAUACUCUUGUAUAAUUAAGGAGUAAUUCCAAAGAAAGUUUAGGACAAAACAUUUCUGGUUAGUAUAUCAUAACUCCAAUACUAAUUUUCCAUCAGUAUGUGCUAUUUUAUGUAUUAUUCAAGUGUACUUCCUUUCAUUUUAUGCUAAAUAAUUUUCUUUAAGUUUUUGCUUUUCUUUUAUUCAUAUCUUACUGUAGCUUCUAUAAUGUUACAGGGUUGAUCUCAACUGUUACAUAUAUCCUCUCCUUUUUCUGUGCUAUGCAUUUUGAUGUGUGAAAAAUCUCUAAGUAAACAGGUGUCCCCUGGUAUGGUGACCUACAAUCUAUUACAACAGCCCUGAAAUGUUCAGCUCUGUUUUAAAUCAAAUAUGUGAGGGCAACAGAGUGUUAGAGUUACUUUUUGAAGUAAUGCAUUCAGUAAUCCAUUAUUAGCAACACCUCUGACACACAGUCAACCAAUACUGAGGAUUUGAAGUGUCUCUUGACAGGAUUUAUUGCAUGGCAACUGCUUACUCUGUGUGUUACAACAUGAUGCCUUGUGGCAUGUGUAGAGACCGGAUGUUGGAGCAAUGUUAGAUGUUGAACAUGUGUCUCUGCUGUUUGUAAUCCAGAGAAAGUGAUCCUCUUAAACAGGGUUUACCGACUUCCUUAAGGCUCAGACCUCUUAGGAAAGAAAGCCAACUGUUGUAAAUGAGAGAGAAUAAUUUUCAUUUAAUAAAAAGUUUCACUCACUCAGUAUUUAUUUUGCAGAACACCAAUUUACAUAGCAGUUAGUUAGAGAAAGACAUUCCACUAUUCAACGGGAAUACAAUUUCCAAUGUAACUUCUGUGAAUUUCAUUACAUAUCCUAUACCAAAUAUGAGACAUGUCAUGUAGAAGUCAAACUAUCCACUGGACUGUUGUGAAGCAGAACACUUAGGCUCCCCUAAAAAUAGUCCUGUGGAUAUUUUUAUUUGAUACUUGAUUACCUGGAUGACUGUGAUGACUCUUGAUAAAGCAACACUGCCCUUAAACUGUACUCACAAGGCUUGUCAAAUGACAAUAUUUAUUCAUGUCAACACAAUUUUCAAGUGUUUUUUUCCCCCUUAUAUCUGAUAUAGCCUGUCAACUCUUCAAAUAAACACAUAUUUCAGUCCUUC
Notolabrus celidotus (New Zealand spotty) is the source of this 2974-nucleotide messenger RNA. Its product is annotated as LIM and senescent cell antigen-like-containing domain protein 1. Gene Ontology annotation, biological process: cell-cell junction organization; positive regulation of integrin-mediated signaling pathway; positive regulation of substrate adhesion-dependent cell spreading. The record is from RefSeq and is a predicted model, not a curated record. Lineage: Eukaryota; Metazoa; Chordata; Actinopteri; Labriformes; Labridae. The transcript is spliced from 10 exons. Bases 197 to 1390 code for a protein of 397 amino acids. Gene Ontology annotation, cellular component: cytoplasm; cell-cell junction; focal adhesion.